Phycodurus eques (leafy seadragon) is the source of this 4437-nucleotide messenger RNA. It is a transcript of the gene chrnb2, whose product is annotated as cholinergic receptor, nicotinic, beta 2. Gene Ontology annotation, biological process: signal transduction; chemical synaptic transmission; regulation of membrane potential. Bases 289 to 2016 code for a protein of 575 amino acids. Gene Ontology annotation, molecular function: acetylcholine-gated monoatomic cation-selective channel activity; transmembrane signaling receptor activity. The record is from RefSeq and is a predicted model, not a curated record. Lineage: Eukaryota; Metazoa; Chordata; Actinopteri; Syngnathiformes; Syngnathidae. Gene Ontology annotation, cellular component: synapse; postsynaptic membrane; neuron projection. The transcript is spliced from 7 exons.
UUGCGUGGGGAAGACGUCGUUAGCCGAGCUGUGGGGAGAGGAGGGGCCACUCCUCCGCAGACCACCUCCACCCCUCCAUCCCCACUCGUCGCCGGAGCUCACCUGCGGACACCCGGCCCAGCGGAGACGAUUUGCGGGCGUUCUCUGUGGUCCUCCAUCGUCGACGCAGGAGCACACCAUGACGUCAGGGUACCAGGUCGCCGCUGAAGGGAGCUUCGGGUCGUGAGGAAGAAAAGGAGGAAGAGGAGGAUACUCCGCGGUGCUCGUUGAACACCUUUCGGGCUCGGGAUGGUGAGGAUGAGGAGGACGAUGAUGAUGGAGGAGGGCUGGCUGCUGAUAUUGCUGCUGGCGAUGCUCGCCAUUGCAGGAGGUAGCCUCGGGGCGGACACAGAGGAGCGCUUGGUGGAGCACCUCCUGAAUCCCGCCCACUACAACAAGCUGAUCCGUCCUGCCACCAACGGCUCUGAGCUGGUGACUGUGCAGCUCAUGGUGUCGCUGGCCCAACUCAUCAGUGUGCAUGAAAGAGAGCAGGUGAUGACCACAAAUGUCUGGCUGACACAGGAGUGGCAGGACUAUCGCCUCACUUGGGUCCCCGAGGAGUUUGACGGCAUGAUGAAGGUCAGGUUGCCCUCCAAACACAUCUGGCUGCCUGAUGUGGUGCUGUAUAACAAUGCCGAUGGUGUGUAUGAGGUGUCUUUCUACUCCAACGCGGUGGUCUCCUACGACGGCAGCAUUUUCUGGUUACCGCCAGCCAUCUACAAGUCAGCCUGCAAGAUCGAGGUCAAACAUUUCCCCUUCGACCAGCAGAACUGCACGCUGCGCUUCCGUUCAUGGACCUAUGAUCGCACUGAGAUCGACCUGGUACUUCGGGCUGACGUCGCCAGCAUGGAUGACUUCACGCCAAGCGGCGAGUGGGACAUCAUCGCCCUGCCGGGUCGGCGGAACGAGAACCCAGCAGACCCGGCCUACGUGGAUAUCACAUAUGACUUCAUCAUCCGCCGCAAGCCACUUUUUUACACCAUCAACCUCAUCAUCCCAUGCGUGCUCAUCACCUCCCUGGCCAUCCUGGUCUUCUACCUGCCGUCUGACUGCGGCGAGAAGAUGACACUGUGCAUCUCCGUGCUCCUGGCACUCACUGUCUUCCUGCUGCUGAUCUCCAAGAUCGUGCCGCCUACGUCCCUGGACGUCCCCCUCGUGGGCAAGUACCUGAUGUUCACCAUGGUCCUGGUCACUUUCUCCAUCGUCACCAGCGUGUGCGUGCUCAAUGUGCACCACCGCUCACCCACCACGCACACCAUGCCCCCGUGGGUCAAGGUGGUCUUCCUCAACAAGCUGCCCGCCUUGCUCUUCAUGCGCCAGCCCAGGAAUAGCUGCGAGAGGCAGCGGCUACGUCAGAGACGGAGAGCCCAGGAGCAGAAUGAGGGCGGGCGGAGCGGGGAGGCGGGGGCCCUGAUGGUGGGGCUCGGUUUGGGUGGCGGCGGUGGCGCGGGGACAGCAGGGGGGACUUCAACAGGAGUAUACGCCAAGGAGGACGGCGACCCUUGUACCUGCUAUGUGAACCGAGCGUCUGUCAAACAGUUUGGAGGUGAUCUGGCAAGCACGGGAGGGGGCUCCAUGGACAGUCUAAAUAGGCGGAGAGAAAACCGGGAGGGGGGCUCUGGGAACCGAGGGAAGCAAGCAGCAGGUGGUCAGGCUCUGACUCAGGCAAUCCUGGCUCAAGCCUGUCCGGGCUUUGAAGAGGCUGUGGAAGGAGUGCGCUUCAUCGCCAACCACAUGAAGAGUGAGGACGAUGACCAGAGUGUGAGCGAGGACUGGAAGUAUGUCGCCAUGGUGAUCGACCGCCUCUUCCUGUGGAUCUUCGUGUUCGUGUGCGUGUUCGGCACCUUGGGACGGCGCCCCGCCGCCCCGCAGGUGGGACGGGGUCGAACUGGAUCUGUGGGACAGGAAGUGAACAGCAAUCUUGGCCCCUUCAUAGAAAUGUUUAUCGCAACAUUUUUUUUUUUUCUUCUUGUAUGAGGAAGGGAAAACCGCUCUUACCUUAGCGGACUGACCCUCCCUGCUCGCCAUCAGUCCUCGCCACCUAACCCCGACCGCUUCAUUGGCUCGUGCCACCACCCGCCUACUUAAGCCACUUUCAGGUCACAAGGGGAAAGGAGGUUCCAAGCAUAUCACAGUUGUUCUGCAUUUGUUUAUCUGUCCACCAUGAACUGACACCAUAUGUUCUAUCAGUGCAACUGUUAAGAUGAACUGAUUUGAUGGUCUGUCGCUGUUUGGGUCGAAAGAAUGUAAAGGAGGAGACAAACAGAUGAUUAUGUUGAGAGAGAUGUAAGGGGAACCUUACAACAAGAGAGAACCACACCUCAUUGUUACUGGAGAUGGACCUUCCAGAAAAGAGAUUUGUAGGAAUCAUAAGGAGAGGAAUCGGAACAAGGAAACAGAGCUUUUAUGUGUGUUACCAGGUCAUUUACAUAAGUUAAGUCCACUAAUGUUGAAAUCCCAUCAUUGAUGUAAUGAUGUCAGUCCUCCCUUUCCUUGCCUCUCUUCCUCUUGUUCUAUUCCCUUUCUGGCCAUGCCACUUCACUUUCCUUUCCUUGCCUCUCUUCCUUGACUUCCAUUCCUUUCCUUUCUCAUUUCCUCACCAUCUAUUCAUCCAUCCAUUUUCUGAGCCGCUUAUCCUCACGAGGGUCGCGGGCGUGCUGCAGGCUAUCCCAGCUGACUCUGGGCGAGAGGCUGAGUACACCCUGAACCGGUCGCCAGCCAAUCGUAGGACAUAUAAACAGACAACCAGUCGCACUCACAUUCACACCUACGGGCAAUUUAGAGUCUUCAAUCAACCUACCACGCAUGUUUUUGGGAUGUGGGAGGAAACCGGAGUGCCCGGAGAAAACCCACGCAGGCACGGGGAGAACAAGCCAACUCUGCACAGACGAGGCUGGAUUUGAACUCACGUCCUCAGAACUGUGAGGCAGAUGUGCUAACCAGUCGUCCACUGUGCCGCUCACCAUCUAUUCCCCUUACUCAAAUUUCCUUAGCUCAUUUCAUCCAUCCAUCCAUUUUCUGUACCGCUUCUCCUCACAAGGGUCGCCAGCCAAUCGCAGAACUCAUUUCCUCUUUUCUGUUAUUUAAUUUUCUUGCCUCUUGUCCUUAUCCUGCUCACCUUUCCACCCCUCCUUUUCCCUCCAUUUUCUUACCAUGCCUCCUUUCCUCACUUUCCUUUCCUUGCCUCCAUUUUCCUCAUCUACUUUUUCCACCCCCCAUUUCCUCACCUGCCCCUUUUUCAUGACUUUCCUUUACACCACAUGGUCUUUCCCUCAUCCUCUAUCUUUCUUUUGUUGCCUGGCUUUCCUUUCCUUUCCUUGCUUGUUUUCCUCUCCUUAUCUCCUUUUCCUGCCCCUUAUUUUCUUUUUUUUUUGGCCAUUCCUCUUUUCCUCAACUCUUUUUUCUUUCAACUUAUUCCUUUUCUUGUGCUUUUUUUUGCCUGUUUCUCGUCUUCCCUCUCCUCUCGUCCUCACCUCCCUUUCCUCUGCACUCCUCCCCUUCCUUUCCUUGCUGCCCUUCCUUUCCUUCCUCCUCUUCCUUGUCCUCCCUGUGUGUAUGUACUGUAAGUGUACUCAUAUUCCAAUACAUGACCACAUCUACCAGACAAUUCAAUGCCAUAUGUUGCCCCCCCCAUCCCCCCUCCCCAAUUCUUUUAUUAAUCAUCUUUGACAUCCUCUUUCCAAACCCAUCCCGUCUGAUUGGAUUUUCAAAGCUAAAAGAAAAACAUUUCAUCUCGGGAUUGCCUGUUACUGUUAGAGAUCCACAUGGCUCGCAUGUCCUGCAGCAGACGAACGAAAGGCUUUUUUUUCUUUUCUUUCUCGGGCACAUGCUGUAGGGGAGGAAGUGCAGUUGAAUGAAUUUUUCAAUAAACAAGAGAGAAAUGACAGGAGGAUCAACCCUGGCGAAUGAGUCACAGCAGCCUAAAAGAUUAAACAACAAGAAGCAGGAAAGAGACCGACGGACACUGAAUUAUAUACAUUACAUUGCUAAAGUAUAACGGUGUGAUGUAGGCCUCUAGUAAGAGCACAAGUCAGCUUUUCACGCAGGGUUUGUAUUGCUGACAUUGGGGAAAAAGUCACUAAAUCAAAUUAAACUGUGAGUUUGACACUCACGCGGACUGUGGCGGAUGGGACAAUUUCGCGACGAUCCCUGAGGCCCCGGAGAAGUCUCUCGUUGACCCGUCCACUCUCGUUCCCUUUCUUCUCACUGAUGCUGCCAUUAUGAACCUGUCAAUCCUUUCACCUUCCCAGAUCCUGCACACCACCCACUCCAACAAUGGCAGUCCAAUAAAGGUUGUAGGUACAGAUUAUUUAAACAAUGCAUGUCUGUAGUGUUUUUGUAUGCUUCAUGCAACACACGUGCCACAUGCAUGCUGUAUAUAUAUUGGGGGUUGGGCCU